Molecule: messenger RNA, 1047 nt
Organism: Stylonychia lemnae
Lineage: Eukaryota; Ciliophora; Spirotrichea; Sporadotrichida; Oxytrichidae
Source: the annotation of a GenBank genome assembly
AUGAAGCUCAAAGAUUUGGAGACUUCUAUUGACAAAAGUUUAUAAAAAACUAAAAAUUAGCAGAACUAUAUUACUGAAAAAGACUUAGAGCUAAAGGAUCAUAAGUACUUAUACGAUGACAUCAUUGGAUUCCUGAGUGAAACUGAAUAUUAAUAAGUAGUAGCUGAAAAAGCAUAAAUCCUCUAAGAAUAAGUUUAGAUACUAAGUGAAAAAUUCGACUUGGAAGAUGAGAGGUAGUAGGAUAGAGAAGUAUUGGAGGACGCUGAACUGAUCUAACUAGGCUUGAUUGAUGAUGAUUUCGAGACUCUUUUAGACCAGAACUUCAUUGAAGAAAAGAUAGAGUUGAUUGAGUAGUUUAGAUAGAAAAUUCAUGAGUAGAUAGCCACUAAAAGCACCCUAUAGUCUAUUUAGCUGUAGACAAUACUUGCAAAGAAAUUAAAAGAAAAACAAGCAGAGUCUCGAGUAAGAUUAGACAAUAUUGCAAAUAGCCAAGCUGUAAUCUUACAAAAAGAAAUAGAUAAAACAGUAUCUGAAAUCAAUCACGAGUCCUCAUUAGCAAUUUUAAAGUCAAAGGAAAUAAUAGAAACAAUUUGCUAGAAUUCAAAUAAUAAGAAAUUAGUAGAAUAAAUUAAGAAGUAACUAAUCAAAUAUCAAACUAAAAUUGAUCAAAGUAGCGAAGAUCGAAUUGAAAUUGAAAAGUAGUAAAAUGAGUAAACUUAAAGAUUUGACUAAGAAUUAGCUAAAAUCUAAAGUGAAGUCAAUUAGGAAGAAGAUUUAAAUAGGAAUCUAAAAAAUCAAGUCUUAUAAUACUAGCAAAAUUUACAAGAAAUUAAAUUAGAGUAGGAAGUGCUUCUAGAUGAAAACUAAGAACUUAAGGAAACAAUUUAAGAUGAGAGGGAGUAUUCAUAGCUUAUAUAAGAAAAUGCAGAGGAAUAGGAUACAAAUCUAAAGACAGAGAAUCUAAAGCCUAAGAAACCAUUUAAAUUUUACUCUAACAUUAUCCAAGAUAUAUAAUCUGAAAGUAGGUAAAUCCUUAUUUAGCAAUGA